AUGUCUGAAGAAGACUCAGGAGUCAUGGAACAAGAACUUCGGGAAGCUUUCCGGCUUUACGACAAGGAAGGAAAUGGGUACAUCACAACAAAGACGUUGAGAGAAAUUCUGCGUGAGUUGGAUGACAAAUUGACUGACGAGGAGUUGGACGAAAUGAUCGCGGAAAUCGACACCGACGGUUCAGGAACCGUCGACUUCGAUGUGCAUCGAUGCCCUCUGGCCGUCGAUUCCGUGAAUCUGGAAACUGUGCAAAAUUGGAAGAGUCGAUUCGGCAUUGAUUUGAAAAAAGUGAAAGCAGUGGAAAUCCGGGAUUGUUCCGUGCUCGAGUUGAACUUGGACCUCGUUGUUCGCACAUUGACCGAGUCCAGUGUGUCGACCCUAAACGUCGUCAACGUCUCUGACCUGAAAAUCGUCACUUCUACUCGUGCUGACGACGAUUCUCAGAAUUCUCAUCAGCAGCGUUCCGGACUCGGAUUCGUCGAUUCGAAUCUCGCUUCAAUCACUGCGCACGGUGUCGACAUCUCGUUCGUGAGUGUGACAUUUCACGCGAAUACGCAAGUGUUGCCGAUGAGCAGCACAAAUCGGCGUGCGACAGUCAAACGGAUCGUCUUUGAGAAAUGCACCUUCGCUGGAACGGUGCCCACGGGUUUUCUGGGCAACUUCGAAGCUCAGGUCAUUGUGGUCAAGGACUCGGUUUUCCAAGGUCGUGUGGAAUUCGAGGCUUUCUCUAAAAUUCGUGUUGGGAAAUUUGAGGUCAACUCGGUGAUUUUCAAGUCCGACGUGGUGGAAAAUGCCGUGAUGUCUGUUCACGUGGAGGAUGAGUUCCUCUUGAUCAACUCAAGUUUCGAAGGAUUGCUCGAAACCAAAGCAUUCAACUUCGAAACGGAAACGAGAAUCCUCACCAUGCACGGGAACAAGUUUCUCAAUAUCGUCAAUCCGAAUUUUAUGCAAAUUAAAAUUAUGACGACUGGACGCAUUAGUGGAAAUAUCUACAACGUCUACGAAAAAGACGUAUUCGGUGGUUUUCAAGUUCUGGAUGAUGGUUUAUUAACCUUAAAGGGUAAUACGUUCAAUACCGGAAACCUGCAAGAAUUCGACGCUGAAAGACCUACAAACGGUUUCGUGACCUUCGCAACCCCGGAUAAAUCAAGCAUGACGGACACCAAAUUAUCCACGACUUGUUCCUGCGAACUUUACAACCGAUUCACUCAUUCUAUGGCGGAAGAAAUGUCUUGUUCAUCAACAAACAAUCAGCAUGAUUUAUCAAUCAAACUAGACGUGUUCGGCAAGGAGAAACGAUGCCGUCGAUCGCAGGCAUCACUAGGAAAGAUGUCACUGGAAAUGCUGAUCGCUGUCGUAGUCGGCGCCAGUGUGGCGACAUCUAUCGUUAUUGGACUGUGUUUGUUUUGGUUUUGCGACGGCGCGAGGAGACCGAAGUUGUUCCGCACUUGUUCCAAUUUGGAUUCCAUGGCUGAAAAGAGCAGCUGGAAUUUCGAGCACAUGGGACAGAACCGUCAGCAACCACCGGUCAUAGUUUAUGCUAUUCCUGAAACGAAGGUUUACACCAUGUCAGACGCUGUGGAAGAAGACUAUGUUGAAGAAAUCGCAGAAGAAAUUGAGCAGCCAGUCAUAGUGCACCAGGUACUCCCCAAAUCUCAGCACAACGAUAAGAGCGCCACGCUCGGGUCAAGAGUGACAUCUUUCAUGACAAAUGGAAUGAUGAGCCACCGUGGGGUGCCAACUCGGCGCCAACAGCGUUCUGGGAGUCGCAGGAACAGCAAGGCUGUCACUGGCACCGCUGCCAACUUGGACCAGCACCACCAGCCGGACGUAUUGCCCAUUGCUGGGAGGACUGACCGGUUUUGGAAUGAACAUAGAGCUUCGAAUGCUUCUAACGAGAACUGGCGUAUGAAUCUCUCUGUGACGCGCAAUUUUUUGAAGCAAUUCCGUCGCGGAGGGCUUGAAAAGUUCACAAGGAUGGUCUCCAGUAUUCCAGCCGAAGCACUAUCAAAAAUGCUUGAAGGAAAAGAUUCUAGAGCAUUCCUGCUGUUGGACGCUCGAGAUAAUGCUGAGUUCAAAACAAGUCGCAUUCCGCAAGCCGUUCAUCUUCCGCAUGAAGCCAGUGAUAGCGACAUUCUUGAGGUUGUCAAAAGCAAGACAGAUGAAGAUGCGGAUGUUGUUUGUUAUUGCCUUGUGGGUUUCCGUUCUGGCAAACUUGCAGACCGUCUAGAGAAGUUGCUCGAAAAUGAAGCCCAAGUUCCUCGGCGGAAGGUGCAUACUCUCGAAGGUUCUUUGGCAGCUUGGGCACUGGACGGACGGGAACUUAUAGAUUCGCUUGGUAACCCAACUAAGGCAGUAAACUUGGUAAAGGCGCCUGCGGCUUUGAAAGAAAAAUUCAGCGCUCAAGUGGCAUGAAGCUUCCAAAUUCGCUUGUUGGAACGUUGUAUACUCAUUUAUUCUAAUUGUACUCGUUGGCGUGUCCGUUCUGCUAGGGGGUUUGGGUUCUCCGAUAGUUUUUAUGCUUCAGGAUUGGUGUGAUAGAUGUUUAUUCUCGAUUUGCAGGAACGGAUUUUUUUAUCUUGUGUGUUGAUCAGAAAUUGAUUUCUUUUAACCAUCAUGAUUUCGCUCAAAAGUGUCCUUGUUCCGAACACGAUCAAUAUUCGGAGGUUGUUCAAUCCCCUUAGCAUCUUCCAAAAUUUCUUGACUAUUACUCGCGAUUCCAAAGAAUCUGCAGCGAAAAACUUCAUCCGCGCCGGAUUUGUUGGUAGAGUUCGAUCAAAAAUGUCCGACAUUCCGACGAUUUCUCCUUACGCACUAGGCAUUCUUGUUCAGAAUCGACAUUCUGACCGAAUACUUGUGAAUGAUUCAAGAAAGACUGUACUUUAUGUCCCAGAAGAAAGUCUCGGUGUCCUAGAUGCACGGACGCACGAAGAGUUUGCCCGGGGUCACAUAUGUGGAGCUUAUUUGAUGCCGCAUGAUGCUACGGAUAAGCGACUUGAGAAAUUUAUACUCAUGUCUGUGAAACAAGGACAUGAAAUCUUCGUCCUCUAUUGCAAUCAGACCCACAACCGAUCUAUAAAAUUAGCGAAACGCAUUUUGGAAGUGAAGAAGAACCAUGCGCAAGCGUGCUUGAAGUUAGAAGUAUACGUUCUAGAUGGUGCCCUGAAGGAGUACGCCAAGACUGAUCCGCUCGUCGAUAUCAACAUGCGGUCGGGAACGUUCUCUUCCGACAAGUGAUGGUUUUUUUGUGAUGUAUCUCUUGAAAUCUGGAGUGUGAGAACAUGCUAAAUCUGAGAUCGA
Notodromas monacha is the source of this 3300-nucleotide messenger RNA. NCBI's taxonomy places the organism in Eukaryota, Metazoa, Arthropoda, Ostracoda, Podocopida, Cyprididae. The record is from the annotation of a GenBank genome assembly.